AUGGACAUUGUACAUAAGAAUGAAGCCUUCGAAAGGAUUGACGGCAAAAUGAAGUUUGCCUACGUCCAGGUCUUUGUCAAAGUCCAAACCAACGACAAGAGGCCCAUCAGUGAAUUUCGUUUGGUCCGCUGUCUUUGUGAAAGACCAAGUAUCCUUUUUUAUGUCGGUGGAACUUUUGAAAAGCAAAUCGCUUGCGAAGUUGAAACAUGCGAGAUCCUUGGCAAGAAUCCCCAUCCGAAUAUUGCGAUCAAUUAUGGCUACAAGGAGAACCAGAAGGUGGGAUUUUUGGAUGCCAUCAAGCAUCUCCACGCGCAUGGGCUUGUUCAUGAUGAUAUCAGCCCGGCUAACAUUGCGAUCAAUGCGGACGGCACGCUUGUUCUUAUUGAUUUCGAUGGCUGUCGCUAUAUCGGAGAGUCCUUGCGCGACACUCAAACGAAAAGAACUCAUCAUUGGCACGACCUUUCUGUUGGAAUCUCGCUUGAGAAACCCGGUGUUGACGCUUUCAGACGUUACGAACAUGGCUGGCUGGAUCGUCGGACGAGGACUUCUGUUUGAAUGACGCUUGCUUGUUGGUAAAGCAAGGAAGAGCGACGCACAUGAGCUCUUUCUCUGAUAAGUUAUGGACAAUCGCCUACAGACCUUUCUGAAAGUCAUUGUGAGCGCGACGAGGUGGCAAUGCGACGGAGCGGGUCGAGAUUAUAGCAGAGGGGAGUGGGUCUCAUGCCACAGAGCUUGUAGAUUGGCGCUUUGGGGGUUGCGUACGUCGCGAGGGAUUUCGCUCUUGUUGUGUUCGUCUGAUGAAGCUCAACCCUCGGGGUCUUUGUUCUUGUGCAGUUGCUGGUGGGGAUCGCUGGGGAAGAGGUUAGUUUUUCGGGUGAGGAUGAGAGACAUUGGAUGUAACAGGUUUUGAGUCGAAAAGUUGAGCAGAUGGAGUUGGCUUGGGAAUUACGUCUGGUCACUACUCGUUGAACUCAAGCUUGUCGUUCUAUUGUAGUAUACGAAGUAGAGUUGUUGUGUCGGAA
This is a messenger RNA of Aspergillus saccharolyticus JOP 1030-1, 1022 nucleotides long. RefSeq names its product putative Rho-associated protein kinase. The record is from RefSeq and is a predicted model, not a curated record. Gene Ontology annotation, biological process: protein phosphorylation. The transcript has 3 exons. Lineage: Eukaryota; Fungi; Ascomycota; Eurotiomycetes; Eurotiales; Aspergillaceae. Gene Ontology annotation, molecular function: protein kinase activity; ATP binding. Bases 1 to 555 code for a protein of 184 amino acids.